Messenger RNA from Suillus bovinus, 1971 nucleotides. RefSeq names its product peptide-N4-(N-acetyl-beta-glucosaminyl)asparagine amidase A. Lineage: Eukaryota; Fungi; Basidiomycota; Agaricomycetes; Boletales; Suillaceae. The coding region runs from base 239 to 1753 and encodes 504 amino acids. The transcript is spliced from 11 exons. The record is from RefSeq and is a predicted model, not a curated record.
GUCCGAGAUUUGGGAAUUAAUGGCACUAGCGCUACACGUCCACGCGCCAGUGGUUACACAAAUGUAGCCCACUGCCCCGAGUCGCUAAGUUUGUCAUGAUCCAAUCGGCGGCCCAUAUCAACAUGGCUGGGGAAUAUGAACCUGCAAACAAAUUCAAUGUUGCUGGGUAACAGGAUAAAUUUCGGUCCUUCUGCGUGUUUACUUCCCACUGCUAGUGGACACUAGCUGCCUGUCGAGGAUGAGAGCAUUCGCACCACUGGCAGGUGUAUUGCUUGCCACACUCUCCAGUGCUCAGGUGCUUGUCGAUUUUCAAGUCGCUGAACCGCCUCCAGCUCCAAACAGCGGGCAACAAUGCACGAUGAUGAUUCUGGAGCGUACAUUUGGGAACUCAUACGGAGAUCCAGAGAUCGUCGAGUACAGUCCGCCAACAGAUUGUGGGGCGGUCGGUUCCUGGGCAGCAGUAACACUCAACUUUACAGUGACAUCAAACGGGACCCAGUAUGACCGCCUUGGAAUCUUCACGUUUCAAAACACGGAAAUCUGGCGCACUUCGACUCCAGAGCCGACCACAGACGGUAUCAUUUGGACUUACACGAAAGACGUUACUCGCUACAUUCCCUUGUUCAAUAAAUCCGGAACUUUCAUUCUCGAGAUUGAUAACAUCGUCACGUCUGCUGAUACUGGGCAAUAUGCGACUACACUUUAUGCAACGUUCUAUGCAUCGUCUGGUGAAUAUCCUACUGCUGGACAAUCCAACAUGAUUGUGCCGAUAUCGACGAUGCUAAACAACACUGGCAACGAGGCUUCAGUCCCACCAGCAUUUUCUCUCAACGUAACGCUCCCGCAAAACACUGUUGAGAUUUAUGCCGAGCUCUAUGCGUCCGGCAAUGGAGACGAGGAAUUCUGGUACUUCAACGCAGCCGAUGAAUACUUCGGAUAUCUUCCACCUGGCACAACAUUCGGUGGAGGCCCUUUCCGCGAGGUUCGGCUCCUCGUGGAUGGUCAAGUUGCUGGUGUGGCCUUUCCAUAUGCUGUCAUUUUCACAGGCGGCAUAAACCCCGUGGUCUGGAGGCCCAUCACAUCAUAUGGUGCAAUUGAUCUUCCCACCUACUUCCUUGAUCUCACACCAUUUGCGCCGGUGUUCGCCGACGGCCUUCCCCAUAAUGUGACUUUGGACGUCGCCUCCGCUGAAACAAACCACACUCUCAACCAGAAUUGGUACGUUUCUGGACUCUUACAGGUUGUCACGGACCCGUCGGGCAAACGAACGACAGGCAGCAUCACGACAUAUGAUGUUCAACCCUAUGCAAUAACGGAGACAACAGCGAGCAUCGGUGGCACAGAUGUCAAUAUCACGGUCAAGGCUCAGCGCUCCCUCAAAAUUGAGUCUACCAUUGUUAGCGGUAGUGGGACGACAAACAAUGUCGUUUUCCAACAGAGCAUGGACUUUACAAACACGCAAUAUUAUCUCAAUGAUUCCAAUACCCAGAACGUCGCACAGAUAUCCUCCGGCUCAGUCAUCUCGACUCAUAACGGAGUCUCAGUUCUUACCGAUAACUUUGAUUACCCCCUGUACAUCAACACCACAAGCCUGGUUGAUAAUGAUACCGAGAUAUAUUAUACCACAUUCGAUCACUCGUAUAACCGUCAGCUUGUCCCUGCACCUUUCAUCUUGGGAUCCGACAUCAGUGAGCGCCAACAGACAGGUACAAUAUCUUUUUCUACGGGGAACAUGUACUCAACCGUAUUCUAGCGGGUUACCUCAUCAUCUUGAAUUCGGAAAUCGUUGCUGGGAAUGGGACCAGCAAUAACACAUUUUCGUAUAUUGACACCAAGGGCAACACAUAUGCUAGGGAUGUAAACGCUGCACAUAAUGUGAUCACCUAUGACGAGCAGAGCGGCAGUCUUGCAACCACUUCCCUAGCCACGUUCCCUUCGGCCUCUUACGCACAGUCCAUUCCCAGUGCAAGA